AUGUCGACCUCUACAUCUGUUGUUGAAGAAUUCGAGCGACGAUCAAAAGAACUUGGAGAAAAGCAAGACAAGCUAUUCAAAGAUUUGGGAGACUGUUUAGUACUUUCUGACCAAAUCAGGCAAGAACACAAAGGUCUGACUCUGGAAGCUAUUGGACGUUGGGGAAAAGACAUGACAACUUUGAAAGAAGAACUAAUCCAAUGUUACAAAGAGUUGGCUGAAGUUCAUGGACCACUUGAAAAGGCAAAAGGAAACGUCUUAAUCCUCGAGACUAUGGUCUCAAAGUUCAAGAGGCUUCAUCCGGAAAUCAAUCAGAGAAACGGAAAAUAGCUCUCUUUAUGUAAUGAAUUAAUAUUUUAGUUAUUUUCUAUUCUGUAAUCGUAUUU
Messenger RNA from Erigeron canadensis, 386 nucleotides. RefSeq lists its product as uncharacterized. The transcript has 2 exons. The record is from RefSeq and is a predicted model, not a curated record. Bases 1 to 330 code for a protein of 109 amino acids. Lineage: Eukaryota; Viridiplantae; Streptophyta; Magnoliopsida; Asterales; Asteraceae.